Danio aesculapii is the source of this 975-nucleotide messenger RNA. RefSeq names its product transmembrane protein 26. The transcript has 3 exons. The coding region runs from base 1 to 975 and encodes 324 amino acids. The record is from RefSeq and is a predicted model, not a curated record. Lineage: Eukaryota; Metazoa; Chordata; Actinopteri; Cypriniformes; Danionidae.
AUGUGUAGGGUCCUGAGCAUCUUAUCAGCUCUUCUGAGCCGCUUCCUGUUUGCGGUGCAUGGUGUCAUGACGGUGUGGCGUGUGGUGGAGGUGACGGGUGAGGCUUCCUAUUGGCUGCUGGUGAUGGGUGUGGCACUGCUGGGGGUGGAGAUGGCCAUCACUGUCAAAUACACACGCAACGCAGAAUGGAGAUGGUUCUCACCUAUGGUUUUUCUGUAUCUGAGCACUGUGAUUCCCUCAGUCUGGUUCCUGGAGCUAAACCUCCUACAGUCCAAUCUACCCUUCAACUCAAGCACAAACUCUGACCCACAACUCCUCUCCCAGAUACCGCUAACAAUGGGCUUGGAGGAACUUGAUCCUGAGAACUGGACAAAGGCUCUAGAGCAGACUAUGCUGAUCAUUUUGGUUGUGGGCCGCUGGCUGAUGCCGAAAGGCGACAUGUCCCGUGACCAGCUAUCUCAGCUUCUCAUGGCUUAUGUGGGGCUUGGAGCUGAUAUCCUGGACAUCUUUGACACUUUUAAGGAGCCGCAAGUGAAGACAAAUCCAACUGUGAUCAUUGUUGGGCUAAGUUUGUUCUCCUGGGCCUUGAUGCAGUUUCCCGUUGUUCUCACCCAGACCAGUCAUCCUAAAAUCCAGGAGGAAGAUCAGUCAGAGACCAUGCCGUGUGGGGAAGCAGGCUGGACCGUUUCCUGCUGCUCCAGUGAAGUCUGGAGCCUUCUUCUAACCGUGGGUCUGCAGGAUGGACCGUUCCUGAUUUACCGUCUGUACCUCAUGAUACGUGAGAGUGUUCUGAACCAGCUGAUGAUCUUCUUCACAUGCAAGAACAUCCUCACUGUUUUGCUGGAGGUCUACAGGAUUUUUGUUGUUCACUUUGAGCAGAACAAUUCAAAGAGGAGAACACAGUCAGGUGACCCGCCUCAGAGACACUCAGAAUGGAUUGAAGAAGAGAAUGUAGAAGUCAGCUGUCAGGAAUAG